UCUGUGAGCAGGGUUUAUUUUUUUUUCUGUGGUGAGCUCAUUUCACACCAUCUCUAAGCAGGAAGACACGUUACUAUAGGGGAGAAAGACUGCUGGUCAUACUAUUCAGAAUGUGGGCAGAAGAGUGCAAAGCUGUGGUACAAAGCAGGCUGCUAUGUGAAGUUAAAGCUGAUGCACGCGAUGAUAGGAAUGUCAGUCCGUAGUGGUUGUUGAAAGCUGUACCAAUUCAAUAGUUGUCAGGGGCACUGACUUAAUCCCAUGCUAAAGCUACGUCAAAGCAGCGUGAAAGGAAGAGAAAAGGAUUGUACUUCAGGUGAUGCUUUGGAACAGUGUCAGCAAUUUACUACAUGUAGCAAGUUGUAAAGAAUGCAGUUAAUGCUGCUUAGCGAAACCACUGGAAUUUAGAGAAAAGAUAACAUUGCAGGGCACCAGUCUGCCUGAUCGCACUUGAGUUGAAGCACUGUGGAUCGGCUGUGCUGUCUGUUGUAGCAUUUCCCCUUUUCAUUAAGCACGGGAGAUCAAAUGUGUGCUUUUUGCUUUGUAUUUCUUCACUGAAGGAAAAUUCUCAUGUGUCCCUUUGUUUGGUGGGUAGUUUCUUUCAUUGCAAAUCUGGAAAAAUACAGCUGUUAUGCAGAAAUCAUGGAUUAAUAAUAGACAGACAUGGGAUAUCCAGCUGGCUCAGUGUUGUUGCCCUUCCCCCAGGACUUGUAGAUGUUUCUGUCAGAUACAAAUACAUUAUGACUCAUUUCUGGCAGUUAUCUGCUUAAAUAUUUUAUAACUUAUAAAUGCCAUCUACUUGCUAGGAUAUAGGACAUAUGCCAUUGAUGUCACAUGUGCAAAAAGUUAUAUGCAAAUGUGUAAUUCGCUUGAUCACAGUUUCAUAGCACCUGACCAGAAUCGAUAAUACCCGUUGCCCCUCCCUAUGGUUUCUUCCUUUUUGAAGAAUCUACUCCAGACCUACAUUGCAAAGCUUUACAAAGGAAUGUUUGCUAGGAAACAAGCAAAUACAACAAGAAAAAAGGAGAGCAAUAGUGACCAAAAAUUACAAAGACACUCGCAAGCAAAUCAGGCACAAAAUCAAAAAAUUUCCACAAAUUUGAAGACCACUGUCAAACAAUUAGCAAAAUGCCAAUCUGCUCGUAAUUUAUCUGUGGAUGAAGAAGAAGGAAGGGCAGAGUAUUCGCUUUCUCCCACAUUGAGUUACAGGGUGGCCAUAGCUAAUGGACUGAAAAGAAAACUAAGUUCAUCAGAUAAUGACAACCCGUGUCCGGUGGUGGGGUCUUUUAGUAGGGCUACUUCUGAAUCAUUGAAUGAAGUCAGCAUUUCUCAGAAAGUGAAGGAGCAGAAGUCACACACUAUGCCAGUAAGAAGAAAUAGGAAAAGUGUCAGUAGCCUUCCUGCAUCUGAUGGAAGCUCAGAUGCGGAUCGUACAUUAUUACGACUAGGUGCAUUACGUAAACUUCGCAAAUGGAAGAAAAGUCAAGAGUGUAUUUCUUCAGAGACAGAAAUGAGUACAUGGAAAAAAUCUCUUGGUUUUAGGAGCAAAUCUUUGGACAGAACUGGGCGCAUGCAGCAGAAGAGUGGACUAGAACCCACAUUCAGUUCAACUGGCUGCAUCAGUCAGACUCAUGAUGUCAUGGAAAUGAUUUUUAAGGAACUUCAAGGAAUAAGUCAAAUAGAAACUGAGCUUUGUGAACUGCGUGGGCAUGUGAAUGCUCUGAAACAGUCCAUUGAUGAAAUUUCCACAAGUGUGGAAGUGGUGCAAACUGAAAUUGAACAAUUACGUUCUGGAUUUGUACAGUCCAGAAGAGAAACCAGAGAUAUUCAUGACUAUAUUAGACAAAUUAACUAUCAAGGGAACAGUGUAAGCCUAAGAUUUAUUAAUGUACCAGAAGAAAUGCAUGAGAAUACCGAAAGUAUAAUUUACGCAAUUAUAGAAGAGAAGUUAGGACUUACAGAUGCAAGAAAAACUGUUCAGAUUGAACUUGCCCAUAGACUAGGGCAGCGGCGAGACUGUAUCAGUGCAAAGCCCCGCCCUAUUCUUGUAUAUUUUGACAGUCCACAGAAUAGAGAUUUAAUUCUUAAGAAAUGUUAUAAAUUGAAAGGUUCUGGUAUUGGAAUUUCCACAGAGAUCUUUUAUGAUCCAAGUGACAGAAAGGAAUUUUCACUUCCACCAAAAUCUCAGACUUAUGAAAGUAUGAAUAUGAAAUUAACAGCAACUGAAGAAGAGCCCAGAGGCAGUGAGUGGGCAUCCUCAGAAUCUAGUGACAAAGACCUGGAAGAAGACCUUAACAGCCGCAGUUUUGAAAUCAGUUCAAAAGCAGUUUUCGAAAAGGUACUCAUCUCUUCAAAACUAAGUGCAGAAUCUCACAAUGUUGUUAACGUUGACAGAACUGUUGUUUGUAGCUCGUAUUCAAAUUCAGCGCAGUUAUGUAUCGAUGACUGCUCUCGACUUGAAGACACCCAGAAACAGAUAGAGCCUUAUUACAAUGAGCUGACACCCACGUGGCUACAGAGUGAUUACACUGCAACUAAGCUAAGUCGCUCUGAGUCUGAUUUUUCUAAGCUUUGUCAGUCGGUAUCUUACUCUGAAGAUUUUUCAGACAAUCAAUAUUUCAUUAGAGCAGAUGGUGCCUCAGUUGUGUCAUCCUCGGAAAAGGAUCUUUGGUUAAGAGGUAAAGAAGAAGCAGCAUCCUCAUGGGUUAACACCAGUAAUCAGCAGUAUGACUAUGAGGACCAGCAGUACAUGGAACAAACCGAAGUAGAAAAGAUGGAAACUGCUGAUAGUGGCAUGAGCAAUGGGUUAAUAUGUGCAUCUGGUGAUAGAAGCCAUUACAGUGAUUCUCAGUUGUCCUUGCAAUGUGACCUCUCGCCAUGGAAAGAAUGGCAGCAUCUGGAACAAGGCACAGACUCUGGUCUAGACACUUCACAGCAUGUUUUUGCAUCUGAAGUAAAUAGCCCAUCUGAGCAGAAUGUCUUAAGCUACACAACAGAUUUUGAUGAAAGUUACCAGGCUGCUAGCCAAGACUAUGAGGAAGAAAUAUACGAGGCAGCACUGGGCACUUCAGAAUGCAUUGGUUUUGAUGGGGAAUCUCAAAAUCAGUGGGAAAGUACAUAUGACCCCUAUCAUGACUCGUAUUCUACUGAUUAUUAUCAGUAUCAAAAUAGAUCUCCACUAAGGUGUCAUAGCCAGAGUGAGCUACCUAGUGAUAAUGACACAGCAGAGACACCUGCUAAAUCCUGGCAUAGUCGCCUUAGUAUUGAUCUCUCAGAUACUGGAUUCAGCUUCCAAAAAUUUGGAUCAUCACUUCAGCGUGCUAAAUCUGCCUUGGAGGUUGUUUGGAGUAAAAUGGACUCUAGAAGUACCCAGAGUCUGAGUGAAGGUGAAGUAAGAGGCAAUUUUAUGGGUCGUUUCAGGACCUUUUCUCAAUCUACAGCAGGUGAAUCAAGCACCACCCUUGAUUCUGAUAUGUACUAUGAGCCCUACUAUUACAGAGCUGAGGAAGAUGAGUCCAGUGAGCAAGCAGGAGAAAAUGGAAUGGAUUAUGUUGAGGUGAUGGAGGAAGUUCUUGCAAAACUGGAAAAUAAAACCUUUCCUAAAGAAAGUAAUGAGCAGAUGUUAUCACCAGAGCCUUUGGAAGAGUUUACUGUUCCAGCCUUAGCUGAAGACAGUGAUGGGGUCCCUUAUGAUAUCAGCAGUAUUAAUGAAGUUAUAGAGUCCACAGCUGAAAUCUUUGAAGAGGCAGAAACAGGCGAAAAUCACGCUGUUUCAGAAGCAUGUUCAGAAGUUCAUGAAAGUCAGACCACUCCAGAGGAACAUCCUGAAGUUGAAAAGAAAGUUAGAAUAAGACCCACCUUCAAACAAGCUGCUUGCAAAGCCUAUAGGCAACAAAUAGCAGAUAACAGUUCUGUGGAUCAACAGACUCAGCUCGCAAGUGGAAAUGUUUUUGAUGCAUCCAGCCUUUCUAGCCUCAAGACCCCAGGAGGGGUUGGAAGUGUGCUCUAUGGCAUUGACAGCAUGCCAGAUCUGCGGCGGAAGAAGACAAUGCCCAUUGUUCGAGAUGUGACCCUUGCUGCUAGAAAAGCAGGUAUAUCUUUUGCCAUGGUUACUAGAACCUCGAUAAACAAUCAAGAAUUGAAAUUACAUGUUUACAAGAAAACCUUACAGGCCUUAAUCUACCCAAUAUCAUCAACUACGCCGCACAACUUUGAGGUGUGGACAGCAACUACUCCAACUUACUGCUAUGAAUGCGAAGGGCUCCUCUGGGGCAUAGCAAGACAAGGCAUGCGCUGUAGUGAGUGUGGUGUCAAAUGCCAUGAAAAGUGUCAAGACCUUCUCAAUGCCGACUGUUUGCAACGAGCAGCAGAGAAAAGCUCAAAGCAUGGUGCAGAGGACAAAACACAAAACAUCAUUGCAGCCAUGAAGGAAAGAAUGAAAGUCAGAGAGAGAAACAAGCCUGAGAUCUUUGAGUUGAUCCAAGCACAAUUCGAAGUAUCUAAGGAAGACUAUGCACAGCAUUUGAAGGCUGCAAAGCAGAAUGUGUUGGAGGGAACAUCCAAGUGGUCAGCAAAGAUAAAAAUAACAGUGCUUUGUGCUCAGGGUUUACAAGCGAAAGAUAAGACUGGCUCAAGCGACCCUUACGUCACAGUGCAAGUGGGCAAAACCAAAAGGAGGACAAAAACCAUUUUUGGGAAUCUCAACCCAAACUGGGAUGAAACUUUUCACUUUGAGUGCCACAAUUCCACUGAUAGAAUAAAGGUUAGAGUCUGGGAUGAAGAUGAUGACAUCAAGUCUCGAGUUAAACAGCAUUUCAAAAAAGAAUCAGACGACUUUCUUGGACAAACAAUUAUUGAAGUCCGAACACUGAGCAGUGAGAUGGAUGUCUGGUACAACUUAGAGAAGAGGACAGACAAAUCUGCUGUUUCUGGUGCAAUUAGAAUGAAAAUCACUGUUGAAAUUAAAGGUGAAGAAAAAGUGGCCCCGUAUCAUGUGCAGUACACCUGUUUACAUGAGAACCUAUUCAAUUACUUGACUGAAACAAAGUAUAACGGUGUUGUGAAAAUCCCACAAGUGAAAGGAGAUGAGGCAUGGAAAGUGUACUUUGAAGAUUAUGCUCAAGAAAUUGUGGAUGAAUUUGCGAUGCGCUAUGGAGUUGAAUCAAUUUACCAGGCCAUGACGCAUUUCUCCUGCCUGUCAUCCAAGUACAUGUGCCCAGGGGUUCCGGCAGUAAUGAGCACCUUGUUGGCCAAUAUUAAUGCCUAUUUUGCACAUACCACAGCUACAACAAAUGUUUCAGCCUCAGAUCGAUUCGCUGCCUCAAAUUUCGGAAGAGAAAAAUUCAUAAAACUCCUGGAUCAGUUGCACAACCUCUCUGAGUUGACACUAUCUAAAUAUAGGGAUAAUUUCCCAGCAAGUAAUCCAGAGAGGCUGCAAGACCUGAAAUCAACAGUGGAUCUUUUGACCAGCAUUACCUUUUUCCGAAUGAAGGUUCAAGAACUGCAGAGCCCUCCCAGAGCAAGUUCUGUGGUGAAAGAUUGUGUCAAAGCCUGCCUGGACUCAACCUACAGAUAUAUUUUUGACAACUGCUCUGACUUGUAUAACCAGUUGCUGGAUCAGAGUAAAAAACAUGACAUUUCUCGUGAGGAGCAGGGACCCAGCAUCAAGAACUUGGAAUUCUGGCCUAAGCUCAUUACUUUGAUGGUUUCUUGUGUAGAAGAGGACAAGGCAGCCUAUACUCCUAUCCUAAACCAGUUCCCUCAAGAACUUCACAUGGGAAAAUUAAGUGCUGAGGUUAUGUGGCAGCUGUUUGCCCAGGACAUGAAGUAUGCACUUGAAGAACAUGAAAAACAUCGAUUAUGCAAGAGUGCUGAUUAUAUGAAUUUGCACUUCAAAGUAAAAUGGUUUUAUAAUGAAUAUGUGCGAGAUCUUCCAGGUUUCAAAGAUGCAGUAGCAGAAUAUUCUUUGUGGUUUGAACCUUUUGCCAUUGAUUGGCUGGAUGAAAAUGAAGAUGUGUCAAUGGAAUUUCUUCAUGGAGCACUUGAGAGAGACAAAAAAGAUGGGUUCCAGCAAACCUCUGAGCACGCUCUGUUCUCUUGCUCUGUUGUGGAUGUCUUUACUCAACUGAAUCAAAGUUUCGAAAUUAUCAAAAAAUUAGAAUGUCCUAAUCCUGAGGCACUGGCACACUUCAUGAGAAGAUUUGCGAAGACUAUCAAUAAAGUUCUCCUCCAAUAUGCUGCCAUUAUCUCAAAAGAAUUCAGCUCACACUGUUCUAAGGAAAAGCUGCCUUGCAUCCUGAUGAACAACAUCCAACAACUGAGGGUCCAGUUGGAGAAAAUGUUUGAGUCAAUGGGUGGUAAAGAGCUUGAUGCAGAGGCUAGUGAUGUCUUGAAAGAACUGCAGGUCAAACUUAAUGGUGUCUUGGAUGAACUGAGCUGUACCUUUGCCAUAAGCUUCCAGUCCGUAAUUGAAGAAUGUGUGAAGCAGAUGAAUCUUGAGUUAUAUCAAAUGAGAGGAAAUGGGAGUGCAUCUACCAACAGGAACAGCGCAGCCCUCCAUGCAGAAACUGUUCUGAGGCCUUUAAUGGACCUUCUGGAUAAAAACCUGACACUGUUUGCUAAAAUCUGUGAGAAGACUGUCCUAAAAAGGGUUCUGAAGGAGCUUUGGAAAUUAAUUCUGAACACAAUAGAAAGAAAGAUUGUUUUGCCUCCGCUAACUGACCAAAGUGGAGCACAAAUGAUCUUCAGUGCAGCAAAAGACUUGGGCCAAUUAUCAAAGCUGAAGGAACACAUGAUUCGCGAAGAAGUCAGAAGUCUCAGUCCACGUCAAUGUGCAAUAAUGGAGGUUGUGUUGGCCACCAUAAAGCAAUACUUCCAUGCUGGAGGAAAUGGCCUGAAGAAGACAUUCUUAGAGAAGAGCCCAGAUUUGCUAUCCUUAAAAUAUGCACUCAGCCUCUACACCCAGACAACUGAUGCCCUGGUUAAAAAAUUUAUCAGCACCCAGUCUUUACAAGCUCAAUCUACAAACGGCUCAGUGGGAGAAGUGUCAAUUCAUGUAGACCUCUUCACUCACCCUGGUACUGGAGAACAUAAAGUUACAAUUAAAAUUGUUGCUGUCAAUGAGCUGAUCUGGCAUACAACGGCCAUGUUCCGACCGUUUGUAGAAGUUCACGUGAUUGGACCAAAUCUCAGCGACAGGAAAAGAAAAUUUGCCACAAAGACAAAAAACAACGUUUGGUCACCGAAAUACAACGAGACAUUUCACUUCAUUCUGAGUAACGAGAGUGGCCCAGAGUCCUACGAGCUACAUGUGACCGUGAAAGAUUACUGCUUUGCCAGAGAAGACCGGAUUAUUGGAAUGACAGUCAUCCAGUUAAAGGACAUCGUAGAGAAAGGGAGCUGUGCAUCGUGGUACACUCUCAUCAAGAACAUUAACAUGGAUGAAACCGGCCUGACAAUUCUCAGAAUACUCUCACAGAGGACCAAUGACGAAGUGGCCAAAGAAUUUGUACGCCUCAAAUCAGACACCAGGUCUACUGAAGAAACCACAUAAGAAGCAGAAGAGAGAAACUGCAGGGCAGCAGAAGUUAUCUUUAGUGCAUGUCUGUUUUCAAUGUGUGGGUAUGUUUAUCUGAAUAUGUGCAGGUGUGUGCAGAAAAUUACAAAGUACUUCAGGCCACAGUUCCAGUGAUGAGAUGGGGCGGAUGUUAUCUCAGUCUCUCAGACAGUUAAUUGUUCUGAUAAAGUGCCAAAUCAAGAUUACCCAAGGGAAUUUUCUCCUGGUAUUUUGGGUUUUUUUCAAUUUGCUAAAUGAUUAAAUUCUAACACUGACUUGCUGUUCUGUGGUUUCUAACACUAAGUAUUGGUCCUUCAUUUGUGACAGGCAUUGUCUCUCUACUUCUGCGAUGUUGGGCUGUGUCUAUCCAGAGCAUGUUAAUGUAUCUCAGCUAAGUUACAUCCUAAAGUUUACUAGUAUACAUUACAUUUUUGUAAAUUGCAUUUUUUCUCCCCGCACUUCGACAUUUAUAUUGAAGUAACUUUACGACAUCCAUAUUGCUUCUAAUUUUCACUCUUAGUUUCCCAAAUUGCAUACUACCGGUCCUGACAAAGGGAGCAAGACAAUUAGUGUCAGCUUUGCUUAUUUUCUUUUUCUGACACAUCACUGUGAAGAUGAUACUUAGCUGACAUUGUAACCGAUUUUAUUAAAGAGAAACCAGUUCAUAAACAAACUGGCAUUGUUAAUUUCCAAAAGUUGCCAAAGGGAUCCAAGGCCUAGUCAGUACUUUUUAUGCCACAUUAAAGGGGCCACAUAUGUUUACAAAGCAACGGGCUGUUUUGGUGAUUUGAAUAGAAAAAUUACUAUGUUUCUGAUAAAUAGUGAAGCUGUUACUAUUUUCAAUGAUGCAGUUGCAAAUGUUGCUUUAUAAAACAGUAAUAUUGUUCCUGCUGUAACCCCCAUUGUUUCAACAUUUUCAACAACUGGUAAUUAUGCAACAUCCUUAUGUAUUGCACUGAUGUUGAAAUGAGUGUCAUGUAAAUAUAUUUAGUGAACAAUUGUACAAUAAAGCAUUGGAAAAUUCCA
Molecule: messenger RNA, 8578 nt
Organism: Pristis pectinata (smalltooth sawfish)
Lineage: Eukaryota; Metazoa; Chordata; Chondrichthyes; Rhinopristiformes; Pristidae
Product: protein unc-13 homolog C-like
Biological process (GO): synaptic transmission, glutamatergic; neuromuscular junction development; synaptic vesicle priming
Cellular component (GO): terminal bouton; presynaptic membrane; neuromuscular junction
Molecular function (GO): diacylglycerol binding; calcium ion binding; phospholipid binding
Source: RefSeq, a predicted model, not a curated record